UCGUCACAUUUUGAGCGGACGCAAUUCUAGUUAUAGUAUUCGACAUAGCGACAAAAUCACUGUUCAGCUCUAUCUCUUUUAAAUUAAGUUGACAAUCUUAUCUUCAAAACCAGAUCACGAGAAGUUUUGAGAGUCACUUCAAAUUAUACUUUGCUGUAACUUUUCAAAAAAAUGUUGAACUCGAAUCUUGUAGUUUGCGCUAUCUUGGUUGUAGCUCUUGAUACCAUUUCGGCCCAUUUGUAUGGCGAUUAUGUCAAAAACACUGAUCCUAACUUGAUACGGGAAGUCAAAACCUACAAACGACCUUGGGAAAUAUACCACAAUGCUGCUGAAGUUGACAAUGAGAGUGAGGUUAAGAGUACGAAGCCACUGACUAUGCCGGCAGAGUGGGACUGGAGAAAUAUCGAUGGGCAGAGUUACGUGAGUGUGGUCAGGAACCAACACAUCCCCCAGUACUGUGGCUCCUGCUGGGCCCAUGGAUCCACCAGCGCCAUCGCCGACAGAAUCAUUAUCAAAAGCAGCAAGCAGACAGGAGUGGUGGACCCUGGAUUCCUGUUGUCGGUCCAGAAUGUGUUGGCAUGUGGAAAUGCCGGAAGCUGUCAUGGGGGAGAGGACAUCCCAGUCUACAGAUACAUGCACGAGAAGGGUAUCCCCCACGAGACAUGCAACAACUACCAAGCCAAGGAUCAAAACUGCACAGACUUCAACAAAUGUGGCACGUGCUGGGGUUUUGGCAACUGCUACCCGGAGACAAACUACACUCUGCACAAAGUUGGCGACUACGGAAGCAUCUCUGGUCGGGACAAGAUGAUGAGUGAAAUCUAUGCAAAUGGACCCAUUUCAUGCUGCAUCAAGGCCACCGACACUCUUGAACUGUUCGAAGGUGGUUAUGUCUACACCGAAUAUUCUGCUUACUGGCAUACAUUCUGUAACCACGAAAUCUCAGUGGUCGGGUGGGGAGUGGACAACUCCUCCGACGUGGGGGAAUACUGGGUGGUGAGGAACAGCUGGGGGGCAUAUUGGGGAGAGAAGGGCUGGUUCAGACUGCCUACCAGUCAGGCAUUCCCAAAUGACCCCUCCAAGAGCGGAAACGAUUACAAUUUGGCAGUCGAACGCCAGUGCGGAUAUGCUGACCCGAAAAUGACCUACUAGAGUUCACACACAUAUGUGAAAGAUCAGAAGAAACAAAUACGUUGGAUGAACUUGAUUACUUGUGCCUUUAAUUAUAUGAUUCUCAUCAAAAUUUUAAAUUUGGAAUUAUCUGAAGUGUCAAUCUUUAGUGGAGAAAAAAUCAUUAUUUUAGUUCAUAGAA
This is a messenger RNA of Symsagittifera roscoffensis, 1312 nucleotides long. Its product is annotated as cathepsin Z-like. The record is from RefSeq and is a predicted model, not a curated record. NCBI's taxonomy places the organism in Eukaryota, Metazoa, Xenacoelomorpha, Acoela, Convolutidae. Gene Ontology annotation, molecular function: cysteine-type endopeptidase activity. Gene Ontology annotation, cellular component: lysosome. Bases 172 to 1152 code for a protein of 326 amino acids. The transcript is spliced from 6 exons.